Messenger RNA from Protobothrops mucrosquamatus (brown spotted pit viper), 1300 nucleotides. It is a transcript of the gene SCLY, whose product is annotated as selenocysteine lyase. The transcript has 11 exons. The record is from RefSeq and is a predicted model, not a curated record. The coding region runs from base 26 to 1270 and encodes 414 amino acids. NCBI's taxonomy places the organism in Eukaryota, Metazoa, Chordata, Lepidosauria, Squamata, Viperidae.
UGUUUCACAAGGAGGCUGACUGAGAAUGGAAGAGACCACCUUGAAGAUAGUACUAGUGGAACAAAGAACGGAGACCAAUGAGAAAUUAAACUAUAAUGGAAAAAAUAAUAUCUCAUCAAACAGGAAAAUUUAUAUGGAUUACAAUGCAACCACUCCUCUGGCACCAGAAGUGAUUGAGACAGUUAAAGAAGCCAUGUAUGAAGCAUGGGGCAAUCCUAGCAGUUCUUAUGAAGCAGGUCAAAGAGCAAAGAAGAUCAUAAAUGAAGCUCGUGAAAGUCUGGCUAAAAUGGUGGGAGGACGGUUCCAGGACAUUAUUUUCACUUCUGGAGGGACAGAAGCAAAUAACUUAGUGAUUCAUACUGCAGUGAAGGAUUUUAUGAAAAGCAGCAAACAAAGUAUUGUUGCAACAAGAGAAAACCACGAAGAAAAGACUUUAGGGACACUUCCACAUAUUAUUAUAUCUUGCAUUGAACAUGAUUCAGUUCGUCUCCCUGUAGAGCACCUGGUGAAAGAACAAAAAGCUGGUGAGCAAUUGACGAUACUUUUCUCUCAGCCCAUCUCAGAACUCAGUCAGCGGAUUGAAGUUAUUAACCACAAGAGAAAGGCCUCUGGUCUGCCAUGGAUCUUAGUACAUACAGAUGCAGCCCAGAUGAUUGGAAAGGGGCGAGUAGAUGUGCAGGACUUGGGAGUAGAUUACCUCACUAUUGUAGGACACAAGUUUUACGCCCCACGUAUUGGAGCCUUAUAUGUUCGAGGACUUGGUAUGAACACUCCUCUUCACCCCAUGCUGUUUGGAGGCGGACAGGAAUGGAGUUUUCGCCCAGGGACUGAGAAUACUCCAAUGAUUGCUGGUCUUGGCAAGGCAGCUGAAUUGGUGAAUGAGAACUCUGAGCUAUAUGAAGCUCACAUGAGGAAGGUUCGGGAUUAUCUGGAAAAAAGGCUUGAAACUAUAUUUGGAAGACAAAAUAUCCAUUUUAACUGUCGACUGGAAGGCUCUAAACGACUUUGCAACACCUGUAAUUUUUCUAUAUUGGGCCCAGGUCUACAAGGUUGGCUGGUGCUCUCACGUUGUAGGAGUUUACUAGCCAGUGUUGGGGCAGCCUGCCACUCUGAAAAGGGUGACGAGCCCUCAGCUGUUCUGCUUAGCUGUGGAAUUCCUUAUAAUGUUGCACAGAAUGCCAUACGCCUCAGUGUGGGCCGUAAUACAAGCAAAGAAGAUGUGGACCUGAUUGUAGAAGAUUUGAAACAGGCCGUGGCUGAGUUACAGUAGGCUGGAUACUUACAGUCAACAACAGUAACA